AUGGCAUUCUUUGCUGGCCUGGGCGAAAACAAGGGUCAGAUAGAAGAAAACAUUGAUCUUGUUUUCGAUAAGGUUCACACAAAUGUUGGAGAUGCCUAUGAUAAACAAACUAGAAGAGUCACUAUUCCUUUCUCUGGUUUGUAUCAUUUUACUGUCGUGAUUGCUGCCCAGGGGGGGCAAAAGGCUGCUGCGAUGUUGAUGAACAACGGAACGAUGGUGGAGACAAUAUGGGCAGAGAGUAUACCGUUGUGGGCGACGUCGUCGAACACCGCCAUAUUGAAUCUAACAUCCGGGGACCAGGUCUGGCUCGUACUUCUAAAGCGUGCGCCAUAUAUCCAUGGUUACAUGUAUUCGUCUUUUUCUGGGUAUUCAUUAUUUGACACAGAAAAUGAAGAAAACGAAGCACCACAAGACGAUGAUAAAAUUAAUGGAAAGUCUUUAGUUAGAAAAAAUUGUAAAAAGUUUGCUUUUAAAAGUAAAGUACGAUAUACAAAAAGAACAUUGAUCUUUUUUUUAUUAUGCAAAACAAAAAGAAGAUUUAUUCAGAUGAUGCAAUAA
Molecule: messenger RNA, 558 nt
Organism: Ruditapes philippinarum (Manila clam)
Lineage: Eukaryota; Metazoa; Mollusca; Bivalvia; Venerida; Veneridae
Product: complement C1q tumor necrosis factor-related protein 3-like
Exons: 3
Coding region: 1-558 (185 amino acids)
Molecular function (GO): protein binding
Source: RefSeq, a predicted model, not a curated record